AGAUAGAGAGGGCGGCGGGGGAGAUGACGUCGGGGACGCGGACGCCGACGUGGAAGGAGCGGGAGAACAACAAGCGGCGGGAGCGGCGGCGGCGGGCGAUCGCGGCGAAGAUCUUCGCCGGCCUCCGGAUGUACGGAAACUACAAGCUCCCCAAGCACUGCGACAACAACGAGGUCCUCAAGGCCCUCUGCAAGGAGGCCGGGUGGACCGUCGAGGACGACGGCACCACCUACCGGAAGGGAUGCAAACCUCUGGAACGUAUGGACAUUAUGGGAGGAUCAACAUCAGCAAGCCCAUGCUCCUCGUACCACCCAAGCCCCUGUGCGUCCUACAACCCUAGUCCUGCUUCAUCUUCCUUCCCGAGCCCUGCCAGAUCACCAUACCCUGGCAAUCCCCAUGGUAAUCCUGACGCGGAUUCUCUCAUUCCGUGGCUGAAGAAUCUUUCAUCAGGCUCAUCCUCAGCCUCUUCGAAGCUACCCCACCAUCUCUUCCUUGCUGGGGGCUCAAUAAGUGCUCCAGUUACUCCUCCAUUGAGCUCUCCAACUUCCCGAACCCCCAGAGCCAAAAACCACUGGGAUCAAGCCACUGCUUCCAUGGCCUGGACUGGACAGCAUAACUCUGUCUUCCCCUCAUCCACUCCGCCGAGCCCUGGCCGUCAGGUCUUACCUGAUUCCGGAUGGCUUGCUGGUAUCCAAAUUCCUCAAAGUGGGCCAUCUUCUCCCACAUUCAGCCUCGUUGCCCGAAAUCCCUUUGGGUUCAAGGAGGAAGCUUUUUCUGGUGGAGGGUCCCGGAUGUGGACUCCUGGGCAGAGUGGGACAUGUUCUCCAGCAAUUGCUGCUGGUGCUGACCUCACAUCAGAUAUUCCCAUGUCGGACAGUAUGGCAACAGAGUUUGCAUUUGGGAGUAACGCAACAGGCUUGGUGAAGCCCUGGGAGGGCGAGAGGAUUCACGAGGAUGCUUCUGAUGAUCUUGAACUCACACUCGGGAAUUCCAGAACCAGGUAGAAUCAUGAGUUAACUGGCUGGUGGGGUAAACAUCAUGCUGCUGAGGUUUGAAUUCCCUCUUGGCCUGAUGAUAUGACAUGGUCAAUGCAGAUAAAAGGCGAGUUCUCUUUGGAUGGGUUGGCAACUUCUGUUUUGUGCAAAUUUCUACUUUUUCACAUGGUUCAAAUCACGGUGUUGCUGUAGUCAUGCGGGCUGGAAUUGCAGUGUUUAGGAGCAGCUGUUUUUCUUCUUUUCUCCUUUUUAUUUCCCUUGGAAAAGGAUAACUGAAAAUUAAGUUAUAAAUAUUUGGCUGGCUUCGCUCCCGAGUCAA
Messenger RNA from Syzygium oleosum, 1314 nucleotides. Its product is annotated as BES1/BZR1 homolog protein 4. The coding region runs from base 24 to 1004 and encodes 326 amino acids. The record is from RefSeq and is a predicted model, not a curated record. Gene Ontology annotation, biological process: brassinosteroid mediated signaling pathway; DNA-templated transcription. Lineage: Eukaryota; Viridiplantae; Streptophyta; Magnoliopsida; Myrtales; Myrtaceae. The transcript has 2 exons. Gene Ontology annotation, molecular function: DNA-binding transcription factor activity.